AUCCCCGGGCCAUACUGCCACUAACACCCAUCCCUCAAACUCCAACUCGCUCGGCCCAAGACCUACAUACAACAGCAACACACAUGUAUGGGGUGGAGUAGGGCAGUGUUAGACAAUGGACUCCCUCCCCCUCGAAAUCCUCACCAAAAUUCUCCUCAACCUACCGCCAAACCCCUCGGACAGGCUGGUCUGCCGCGCAUUCAAGGACAUUCUUACCCCGGGCUGCUUCCGCCGGAUCCGCACAGUUCAGUUCGCCAAAGACGCCUUUGACCGGCUGGUGAACCUCUCGCAGAGCGAGGUCUCGCGGUACGUGGAGGAUUACGAGUACCUUGUUCAUCCGUUGGCUUAUCGACGUACGUAUUGCACCCCCCCACACGCACAUACACACUUAUAUAGUCUACACACCCGUUGCUACUGCUACCCCUCCGCAUAAGAAAAUGCUGACUGAUGGAUGGGUGGUUGGUAAAGCAAACAUACAUGCCGUCGACAACUUGAUAUGUCUGGAGAAAACCUACCCUACGAGAAACCAAACUCUGGAUGCCAUGGCCGAGAGCCUCGUCCAGCGGCACGAGGAGUACCUGCACCAAGAGGACAUCCUGGGAACCUUCUACGAUGUCCUCUCGCUCAGCAAAGCCCUGCCGCUCUUCCGCAGCCUGCGCUCCGUGUCCAUCUCACGCUUCGACUCGGCCGACGACGCACCCCAGGAAUACGAGGACACCAUGGAGCGUGCCUGGUGGGCCGUGAUAAAGGCACUGAACAAAUGUGACUACCCGGUCGAGCGGCUGCAUAUCGAUGCGGUGUACGAUGGCAUGCUGCACGGCGUGCCCCUAUCCAAGAUGGCGCAGGUGUACGAGGUGCUUGGCGAGUUGAAGGAACUGUCGGUCCCCGCCAUCUCCCUCGGCAGCGGGGCCUUCCUUCGCCCGGGGCACGUGGCGCUUAAGGUCUUGCUAGGGUCCGGGCGGAAUCUGGAGGUUGUCAGGCUGGGAAAUUCUAACCAGCUGAGGAUGGAUCUGGUGAAUGAGGACCUGGGAUUCCUCUGGCCAUGUUUGCGGGUCUUGGAUUUGGCGGCUAAUACCGAAGUUGAGGCUGGAGAUUUCGUUGCAUUUCUGGAGCUGCACAGCAGCACUCUGAGGGAGCUGACGUUGACGAAGUUUGGCCUUGUGGGGAGGGCGGAGGAUGGCACGCAGUGGGCUUGGGGACGGAUAUUCGAGAGGUUACACCAGAGCUUGACCUUGACCAAGCUGACGCUAUCCCAUUUACAAGCACCCUCAAGCUUGCCCGCCGUCACGAUAGACGAUAUGAGGGAAUGGGAGCGGACGGUGCCCAGGUCACAGGAGGAGAUUGCGGUGGAUUGGUAUUAA
Molecule: messenger RNA, 1361 nt
Organism: Tuber aestivum (summer truffle)
Lineage: Eukaryota; Fungi; Ascomycota; Pezizomycetes; Pezizales; Tuberaceae
Source: the annotation of a GenBank genome assembly